Messenger RNA from Sorghum bicolor (sorghum), 1524 nucleotides. RefSeq lists its product as uncharacterized. NCBI's taxonomy places the organism in Eukaryota, Viridiplantae, Streptophyta, Magnoliopsida, Poales, Poaceae. The coding region runs from base 135 to 1109 and encodes 324 amino acids. The record is from RefSeq and is a predicted model, not a curated record. The transcript has a single exon.
CGCCCUCCCUCGCACUGAACAUCCUAUACCUCUCUUUCUCACACAUACAAGGCAGCAGAGAGCACCUCAAAGCCAAGCCAUAGUUCCAGAGCAAGGCCACGGCGAGCGGCGGCGGCGGGCGGCGAAGGCGGCAUAUGCAGCACAUGCUCCCUCUGCUCAACAACAUGGAAGCUCCUCCCGGCCAGAGCAGCAAGCAGCAGCAGCUGAUGAGGACGGUGUCCAUCUCCGUGCUGGUGAUGUCGCUGCCGGUGCUCUACGUCUCCUUCCUCCACGUCCCGCCGGCCGCACUCUUCAGGGACACCACCUUCUGGUUCCUCAUGUCCAACUCCAUCAUCAUCGUCAUCGCCGCCGACUCUGGCAUGCUCUUCUUCCGCUCUUCCUCUUCCUCCUCCUCCUCCUCCUCCUCCUCAACGGACGACGAUGAUGACGGCGGCCUCUCCUUCGCCGCUGUCUCCGUCUCCGAGCCGGCGGUGACCGUCUCCGUCGUCGUCAAGGACGGCCACCACGCGCUAGGUGGCUCCGACGAGGCGGAGGCGGAGGCCAUCAAGGACCAGCAGGCUUUGGUUGUCCGGGAGCACGGAGACCUGUCGCCCAUCGCCGAGAACGACCGCGCGUACGCAUUGGUCGAGCGGGGGGACCGAGCGGCGGUGACCACGCCGGAGACCACAGACAUCAUCGUCGUAAACCCGUCCGCGACGAACGUCGACGCCGGCGCAAUCGUCGUGCCAGCGAUGACGACGAUGCCAAGGCGGCUGACGGCGAGCCGGAGCCUGGCCGAGAGGGAGGAGAGGCGGGCGACGAGACGGCGGCACCAGCGCGUCGGGCACCGUCCGUCGCACUCGCAGGCGCUCGUCCCGGUGCAGGACAAGAGCGUGGUGAUCAGCGAGGAGAAGGAGAGGCGGCACCUCCGGCGAGCCGCGACGACGGACAGGCGGCCACCGCCGCCUCCGCCGCCGUCGUCGGAGGAGGAGAUGAUCGACGAGAAGGAGAGCGAGUACUCGAGGCUGUCGGACGAGGAGCUCAACCGGCGCGUGGAGGAGUUCAUCGCCAGGUUCAACCGGGAGAUCAGGCUGCAGCUGGAGAAGGAGGAGCAAGCCGCCGCCGCCUGACGCGACGCGACUGACGCCAUGCGCACAUGCACAACAACCACUUCGAUCGAGUCCGUUCUCCGUUCCAUGGCGCGCCGCCGCCAUGUCCGGCCGCCAGUCGUUUGUAUAGCAGAGCACUCCAUGUCAUGUCAUGUCCGGCCGCCAUGUCUGGCUGCUAGGAUCUUGCAGAUCAUCAUCUCUUUUCCAUGUGUGUGUAGCAGAGCACUCCAAGAUGAUCGAUCUUGUAGUUGUAGCAGAGAAGAUGAUGAGUAGUGAGGAUUUUUGAUUUUGUAAGAAGGCGCGCACGCGCGCGUGGGAAUAAACUAAGGAUUAGACAAGAUAUGCAGAGCAAGAGACAGAGAUGGAGAGUUUAUAUUUGAAAAUAAUCAAGUUUGAUUAUAAAACUUGAUUUAUAAUCAUAUUGGCUAUUGAGUUA